This is a messenger RNA of Hydra vulgaris (swiftwater hydra), 895 nucleotides long. RefSeq names its product proline-rich transmembrane protein 1. Gene Ontology annotation, cellular component: membrane. The record is from RefSeq and is a predicted model, not a curated record. NCBI's taxonomy places the organism in Eukaryota, Metazoa, Cnidaria, Hydrozoa, Anthoathecata, Hydridae.
AACAUUUCUACUGAUAACAAAUUCUUUAAAAUUAAAACCACAAAACAAGUCUUUGCUAGAGGAACACAAAGUGAAGUUUGAAAACGUGGCACAGAAUCCAAUUGAAGAAAUCGCUCGUCCACCGUCUGGUUAUUAUCAAGUUACUGAAAAAGGUCCACAGUACAUUGGUUAUACUUCUCAAAACCCAAACUUCUACCAGCCUCAACCAGCAACUGAAAAAGAUCCAAUGUAUAAUCCACAGAACAUAGAAUAUACUUCUCAAAAUCCAACCUUCUACCAGUCUCAACCAGUUCCUUAUUCUUCAAAUCCACAAAAUGUUGGUUAUCAAACACCCUACUAUUAUCCAUAUCAAGCAACUGUUAUUACAAAUCCACAAACAGAGGCUAUUUCAUCUUUUCCACUUUAUUCAGGACCACCACCAAAUAGUUAUAGUAUACUUGCAUGGUUAACUUGUUUGUUUUGCUGUUGGCCAUGUGGUCUUUUUGCUAUUGUUAAAUCAAUAGAGGUCAAUACUGCUAUUGCUGAAGGUAAUCUCAGUAGGGCUAAAUUUGCUUCCGAUAAUGCAAAAAGAUAUGGUUUUUUAUCCUUACGUUUGGGAAUUUUUUUUCAUGGAGCAUGGAUUCUGUUUCUUACAUUGUAUUUAACAGUUGUUUUGCCGAAAGUUAAUAGUGUUUUCAAACAUUAGCAAUUUUAAGUUACAAAUCGACCAAAAGUCUUUAUUAAUUAAGUAGUUAUUAACUACGUUAUGGAUUCAUAACUCAAAUUUCUUUUUAUUUUGCUGAUUUGGAUGAGUAUUAAGUAUUUAUUUAUAUAAAUACUAUUUAUAUUUAAGUAUUUGUAUGAGUAUUUAUCUAAUAUUAUUUUAUUUAUAAAGGGUACAUUAUAGAUGAUGCAU